AUGUCGACCAUCACACGCACCUUGCGCAACAUCUGGCGGGUGGGCCUCAAGGAGUAUGGUCACCAGAUACAAUAUAUUGGCGACACGAAAGCCGGUACACUCGUGGGCAUGGAUCGAUGCGGCAACAAAUACUACGAGAACAUGGCAGAGGAGCUUCCCCUUCGCACCAGAUGGGUUGACUACAAAGACAAGGAGUUCGACGCGAGCCAGAUAGAACCAGGCUGGCACGCCUGGAUGAGCUACAUGGUCGACAAGGCACCUGGGGAGGAUAGGAUCUUGGACAUUGGAAUCCGGCCGUGGGAGAGCAAGGAGCCAAAGAUCAACAUGACGCUGAGCAGGGCCGCGUAUCGACCAUACUCGACGACGAAACCCAAAUACUCGGCCUGGGAUCCGGUCGCGAAACCCAGAGACGGAUCAACGCCGUUUGCACAACGAGAUAUUCGUGAAGGAGCAGAAUUCGAGCCCAAGGCUCCUGCUUCAACUUCGUGA
Messenger RNA from Cladophialophora yegresii CBS 114405, 489 nucleotides. Its product is annotated as NADH-ubiquinone oxidoreductase subunit. Gene Ontology annotation, cellular component: membrane. NCBI's taxonomy places the organism in Eukaryota, Fungi, Ascomycota, Eurotiomycetes, Chaetothyriales, Herpotrichiellaceae. The record is from RefSeq and is a predicted model, not a curated record. Bases 1 to 489 code for a protein of 162 amino acids. Gene Ontology annotation, biological process: response to oxidative stress; mitochondrial respiratory chain complex I assembly. The transcript is spliced from 4 exons.